UUGGCGCGUGCGUAGUGCCAACUAGUGGGCGUGUCCCAUGACGGGCGAUCCCAACAAGUAACAUGACUAAAAAGAAGCGGGAGAAUCGGGGCGUCGCUCUGGAGAUCGAUGGGCUGGAGAAGAAACUGUCACAGUGUCGGAGAGACCUGGAGGUUGUGAGCUUCAGACUCUAUGAGGAGGAGCUAAGCCCAGAGGCCAGGAGGUCUCUGGAAAGGGAGAAAAACAGCCUGAUGAGCAAAGCUUCCAACUAUGAGAAGGAGCUAAAGCUGCUACGGCGGGAGAACCGGAAGAACAUGCUGCUCUCUGUGGCCAUCUUCAUCCUCCUGACCCUCAUGUAUGCCUACUGGGUCGUGUGAGCUGAGAUCCCGCCAUUCCCUGGUCAGGACCAAGCAGGCCCAUCACGCCUCAUGAGGACCAAGGUGCAGGGGCACAUCUUCCCCAUCUAGAUGCCCUAACCACAGCUCCCCAUUGGCCUAGCCUCUCUUGCCUCCCUGUCAUGCUGUGGGACAUUGUCUCCAGCACACUUGUGCUGGCUCCUCCCUUAGCCCAAUGGAAAGGUAAUAAAGUUCAGGUUGCUCUGUC
Messenger RNA from Erinaceus europaeus (western European hedgehog), 582 nucleotides. It is a transcript of the gene CCDC167, whose product is annotated as coiled-coil domain containing 167. The coding region runs from base 63 to 356 and encodes 97 amino acids. The transcript is spliced from 4 exons. The record is from RefSeq and is a predicted model, not a curated record. NCBI's taxonomy places the organism in Eukaryota, Metazoa, Chordata, Mammalia, Eulipotyphla, Erinaceidae.